AUGAAGGACAAUAUUCUGGUGGCGGUUCUCCUGGCGAUAGCGUUGGUCACCCCGGCCUUCGCGUGGUUGUUCUACGUUUGGUAUCGAUCACACGUGGCCCAAAUGCACCAAGAAGGCCAAAUCUUCAACAGAAGAAACCGAGAUCGUGCCCAGGCCAACUAUGAGCCUGCAAAUGGACCCCAAAACCCCGUAUUUGGACCCUACUUUACCCCUCGCGGGUGGGUUCGACCAAAGGCCCGAGGAUUCUCCAAUGCCCUGCGUACGCCACAGUAUGUUCACCCCCGGCAGCCAAUAUAUACCGGUAACCCGAAAUCUGACCAACAUUUCCAAGGACCAAGCCGGACGAGCACGCGUAGUCCUCCCCAGCCGGCGAACCAGCAGCCGAACCCAUUAUCCAAACGGCAGCAAAGGAAACAACGAGCGCUACAAAACAAACAAAGACAGCAACAGGAAAGAGAACAGCAACGAAGUCAGAAUGAGCAACGGAGCAAGCAAAAUCGACAAAACCAGCGCAAACAGAAAAACAAGAACCAAGGCCAGAAUCACCAGAGGUCCCCCAAUUCCCAUUCCCCAAAUUCCCAGGGAGGCCAAGACGAGCAAUAUCAUCACUGGGGAAACACAGAAGGACAAAAUGACCAAACCAGCAAUCAUGGUGGCGGAUGUGGCUGGGGAAAUGAUGAUACCUCACGGGACAAUCAACACAACACUGAGCAGAACGAUAACAACGUCGACUGGGGCAACACUUUCAACAUUGACGAAGGAGGGGAGAGAAAUAGUGGACCUGGUUCCCCACGACGAGGCUCACGAAACAAUCACAAUAGCCCACGGGAAAAGAGCCCUCAAUGGGGUAACAGCCGCCCUGCAUCCCCAGAUCGAGCGUCACGAAACGAAGCGGAUUCCCGCGGAGGUUGGGGUCAGAGUGACGAUGGUGCACAGCGAAACAGCCAUUCACGGAGCAAUCAUUCCAAUGAAGACCAUCAUAGCCGCAACGAGGGACGGGGCGAUGAUGAUACGAAAGGCUACCACAAGAAAAGCAAACGUAACCACCAUAUGUCCCCGGAGCGAAAGUCAAGAGGCCGAUCAAGCCCCAACCGUAACUGGGGACAGAAUGACAGUGGCACACGACAAAACAGCCCUUCACGGAGCAACCAUCCCAGCGAAGACCAUUAUAGUGGCCACGAUGGAUGGGGAGAUGACGAUACGAAGAGUUACCACAAGAAAAGCAAGCGUAACCACCACGCAUCCCCGGAGCGAAAGUCAAGAGGCCGAUCAAGCCCCAACCGUGACUGGGGACAAAAUGACCAUAAGGACUAUGGGGAAUGGGACAACAACAGCCGCAAAAGGUCCAGGUCCAACUCCUGGGGACAUGCAGAAGAACGCCGUGGUGGUGGCAGUCCAACCUGGAGCCAAGAUGGCAAUGUGCACCGAGACAAAAAGAAGAAAAAGGAGCGCUGGCAAAUUGAAUUGGAGGAGAAUCAGAAGAGACGUCAGAGUCGAAGUCGCUCGCGCGAACGCUCGGAUACAGGAUGGGACAAGCGCAGCCAGGCUUCCGGCUGGAAAGAGACACAGAAAUGGUGA
Messenger RNA from Penicillium samsonianum, 1578 nucleotides. RefSeq lists its product as uncharacterized. NCBI's taxonomy places the organism in Eukaryota, Fungi, Ascomycota, Eurotiomycetes, Eurotiales, Aspergillaceae. Bases 1 to 1578 code for a protein of 525 amino acids. The record is from RefSeq and is a predicted model, not a curated record. The transcript has a single exon.